AUGUUUCCAGCCGGUUCAAUCUGGAAACUAUCCGUCGUUUUGGCCGUGGUUGUCCUCGCCGGUCUACCAGCCGCCGAGCUUGCCGAUCCCCAACGACACGUCCUUUCACGAAGGAUAUCACCGCAGGAAGAGCGUAUUGUUGUCUGUAAUAAGAGCUUCCAGACUAUCUUAAACCCAGCCGAUUUACCAAGAGGGAAAGUCUCUUGCGUAGCAGACGAUAUUCAGUACUUUUGCAACCUCGAUUCAUGCUAUUAUGACGACCCAAUUCGGAACCCCAGCAUCCGUUCCUUGAUUGACAAGUGGCGCUAUGAAGGUUGCUUUGGUUAUUCCAGUGCUGGCAAAAAGGACCAAAAUAUCUUUUGGGCCCAAAAAGUGGCUGCAGCCAAAUUCUGGGUCCAUCAAGAAAAAGAUAGAAAAAACCCUAGGAAAAAUCAAGAGAAUGGAUACAUGGUUAUCACAGGUUAUGACGACCUACAUGGCAAGUCACCACACACUUACGUUUGUGCAUGGAAGUCUUAUCUGGACCACAACAGCAACCUCCCUACGUGUGGUAAAUGUAUCCCCCAUGACUUCAAGGAAGAACUUGCACCAAAACGCAAGUACCCAUUUUGA
This is a messenger RNA of Puccinia triticina, 612 nucleotides long. RefSeq lists its product as uncharacterized. The record is from RefSeq and is a predicted model, not a curated record. Lineage: Eukaryota; Fungi; Basidiomycota; Pucciniomycetes; Pucciniales; Pucciniaceae. Bases 1 to 612 code for a protein of 203 amino acids. The transcript has 5 exons.